AUGUUAGCUUCUUGUGGUAAAGAAGUAAAAAUACACGAAUGGCCUGAUGGGGUUUUAGUUGGUGGAGUGUCGUCGAUUAACGGAGUGACCUUCAAGGGUCUGUCUUGGUCUCACUCCGGAAGUAACCUGCUCGCAGUGCCGUCCGGUCACAACCCCAUUUUACUAAAGGAAUGCGAUAAUAACGACGAAGCGAACGGCGAUAUCUUCUGGGCGGACAAUUUAAAAGGCUUAAACGGGGGCAUAGAAUCCGGCAUUUUUCCCAACACCGUUGAGAACUAUUUAACGAUCGGCCUGGUAACCGGACAAAUUAUAGCCUACGAUAUUUACGAUCAAUGCCCCGUCAAAAACUACGUGUGUCUUCCUGAACCCGUCGUUCUUUUAGAUUACACCUACGAUGAUACUUUGUUGGCGGCCGCUUGUAGAAAUGGUAAAAUUUACUUUUACGACAGCAACGGAAUCGUAAACACGUGCCUAAGCGUACCGCUCAGUAAAUCUGUAUCAACUAUGAUGUUCCACCCGACUUCGGAUUCUUAUUUACUAGCUGGAAGUAAAGAAGGGAUAUUGGCCGGAUGGGAUGUUAACACUGCAGCUAUAAAAUUUCAAUGUCAAAAUCACGAAAGGGAUGUCGCUGAUGUUUGUAUGGCUACAGAAGAUUUAUUAAUAUCUGUUAGUUCAGAUCAAAGAGUUUUAUUUUACGAUCUUCGUAGUCAAACAACUGUAAACACCGUUAAUAUUGGUAUCGAUUUGACAUCUGUAGCAUAUUAUGCGCCGAAUGAAGACGUUCUUGUUGGAACAUCGGAAGGAAGAAUUUUGUGUUUCGAUAAAAGACAACCAUCGAUAAUAAAACAUUCGUUUGAUUCACAAAAAAAUUCACCUGUAAAACAUAUUUCUUUCAAUACACGAAAAUGCGUAUCAGAACCGAAAUUUUCUGAACCAAUUUAUCCAGAAAACAAGAUUGCAAAUCAAUCUUUAACAAGUAUUUUUAAAUUCGGAGAUUUCAUUAAUAGCGACACAUUUUUAUCUAGAAAGGAUGAUGACUUAUCAGCGGUAGAAAGUAAAUUAAUUCCCGAUAUCAAUGAGCCUAGAAGCGAAACGAUGCGAAUAGGAGAAGGUAGUGGAGCUCCUUUUUAUCAACUUAUCGAAGAAAACUCUUUAAAAGCUCUUAAACAAGAGAUUAUUAACACUAAUAAAGAAAUUAUAAAAAAAUUCAAGGAUGAUAUUUCGGAUGAAUUUUUUAAAAUCCGAAUGGAAGUAAGUCGGGAAUUUUGUCAUUUAGAGCGGAUGCAAAACCAAAAGUGGCGAGAAUUUCAUAAUAAAUUAUCAAAAUUGGCUACGCACGAACGAAAAGAACACAAAACGAUGUCUGAAAGUCAAUUUUCUGAACUUACAGAAACUUUUAAAUUUGAUGGUACUAAAUUGGACACAUUAAAGGAAAACAGUAUAAAAAAAUUAUAA
Onthophagus taurus is the source of this 1455-nucleotide messenger RNA. NCBI's taxonomy places the organism in Eukaryota, Metazoa, Arthropoda, Insecta, Coleoptera, Scarabaeidae. The record is from RefSeq and is a predicted model, not a curated record.